GGUGAUAGCAACACAAAACAAUCUGGUUGUACAAUUAAGCCCCAAGGCAGAAGUCAUUACUUUCUGCUCUCUUUUUAGAAUAGACGGUUCAUCAAUGACAUGGUGAAGAUUUAUUCUAUCACUGCCACUAAUGCAGUUGAUGGGGUGGCGUCCUCAUGCCGUGCCUGUGCCCUCGGUUCUGAACAGUCGGGCUCAUCGUGUGUCCCCUGCCCCCCAGGCCACUACAUUGAGAAAGAAACCAACCAGUGCAAGGAAUGUCCCCCCGACACCUACCUGUCCAUACAUCAGGUCUAUGGCAAGGAGGCUUGUAUUCCAUGUGGGCCUGGGAGUAGAAGCACUCAGGACCACUCAGUUUGCUAUAGUGACUGCUCUUUCCACCAUGAAAAAGAGAAUCAGAGUUUGCAUUAUGACUUCAGCAACCUCAGCAGCGUGGGCUCGUUAAUGAAUGGACCCAGCUUUACCUCCAAGGGAACCAAAUACUUCCACUUCUUCAAUAUUAGUUUAUGCGGACAUGAGGUGAGUGCUGGCUGUCAGAGUGAGAUGGAGCUGUAGCUCAGCUCUGAUCAAGUUGAUAUUUUCUGUGUGGAUGGCCCAAUAAAAACCUCUAUGGAAGCUAACAACCAAAUGUCAGAAACUGAGCUGUGAUUGCUUAAAUCCCAUGCUGCCUCCUAGCACAUUGGCAGCUUUCUGCAGCAGGGCCGGCCUUGUCUGCGUCUCCGUCCAUCAAAGCACUCAUUAUCCAGCCCCUGGGAGCCCAGAGCUCCAGUUAGGGUGUAGGAACUUGAAGGAGCUUUCUCUUUUGUCCAACUGGUUCAGGCUUGUUGGUCUCACCUAUUUUUUAGGCAGGUAGUUUUGGUUUGAGAAAGUUCUACUGUUCCUUAUAGUGUCCCUUUUCUGUUUUAAAAAGAAAAAAGACUUCCAAGAGGAAGUUUGUCCAAAAAAUUAAAAAGGAGGUAAACAGGGAACAAAUGUCAGCUGAUCAGGUAGCAUCUGCUACUAAAUACUGGGAUCUUAUUGUUCUGUGGGAAGACGCUUUAAUUAAUGCUGGUAAUGGGAAAAGUUACAGGACUAUAUGCCCAGUAUUUUUAUACAUCUACGAGGCUAGGAUUGGAAAGUACAUGUAUGUAUACACCUUUGGCAAAGAUGAAAGUGUAAUAAGGCAUUUCCUCCAUGUUUUUUUCCAUAUUAACU
Ailuropoda melanoleuca (giant panda) is the source of this 1191-nucleotide messenger RNA. RefSeq names its product UPF0577 protein KIAA1324-like. The record is from RefSeq and is a predicted model, not a curated record. The transcript is spliced from 2 exons. Gene Ontology annotation, cellular component: membrane. NCBI's taxonomy places the organism in Eukaryota, Metazoa, Chordata, Mammalia, Carnivora, Ursidae. The coding region runs from base 100 to 552 and encodes 150 amino acids. Gene Ontology annotation, biological process: positive regulation of BMP signaling pathway.